GUCACCCUCUGUCAAGAACGUCAAAAACGCAAAAACGUCACUUGCCUUCCAGAUUUUCCUUUUUCAAAAUCUGGGGAACCUUGGGGGCCUGACCAUUACCCUGGCUCUCGUCAAAUAGUAGUAUCUUUCUUGCCCCGACUGAACGUAUAAGUCAAUGUCUCUGAUCAAUUAAUCAUUUAAAUUUUAGUGCAGUUUCUUACCUGGGUGGCACGGUACCUAAUUAAUUUGUUGUACCUAGUUAUUUAAAUUCCUCUUAAAUAUUAGUUAAUCCUUUGAAAUGGCGUCGCCGCGUACACGUCGUAAAUUGAACUCCAUACGUACGCAGGAUGAGAAUCACAAAUGUUUCGAAUGCGGCACUCUGAAUCCACAAUGGGUGUCUGUGAGCUAUGGUAUUUGGAUAUGCUUAGAGUGCUCGGGUGUUCAUCGCAGCCUUGGAGUUCACUUGUCGUUUGUCAGGUCGGUCACAAUGGACAAAUGGAAAGAAAUUGAGUUGGAGAAAAUGAUGGUGGGAGGCAAUUCAAAAGCUCGUGAAUUUUUUGAGAGUCAACCAGAUUACACACCAGAAAUGAAAAUUCAGCAAAAGUAUAACACUAAAGCUGCAGCCAUGUAUCGACAAAAAAUAACGUCACUAGCCGAAGGUCGUGACUGGAGUCCCUCGGACUAUAAACCGGAAGUAGCUGAAAGGCCUUCUGACUGGAGUCAGUCACAAACUUUCUACUCAUCAGCUGGUGAUAACACAUUCCACACCAGUGGAUCUGACAAUAAUAUAAGUUACCACAGUGAAUAUGGCAGUGGGCGUUACACUGGGUUUGGAAAUACAUCAAAGCAAUCUCAUUCUACUCCUAUGUCCCCAAUGCACAGUGGCAAUGAGAUGGUUGAUAACACUCUGGCAUCUUUAGCUACGGGCUGGUCGAUGUUUGCGUCAUCGGUGACAAAAGCGGCGCGCACUGCCACAGAAAGUGCGGUGCGGUACGGGGGCAUAGCUACGCAGAAAGUGUCUGAGAUGGCUUCCACUGUUACCGAGAAAGUGAACAAUCGCGGUGGUUGGAGCUCACUUGGCGGCAGUGAAUUGCGUCGCGCUAGCAACUCAAGCACUGCCUUCCAGUCUGCUAGCUAUGGUGCCAUGAAGAACUCUACAUCUGAACCAUACUCCAAGUGGAAUGAACAAACUCAGCCCGGUGUAGUGCAGUCUGUAGCAGCGCGAAACAACUUGGACUCUCGCGACCUGUCUCAGGUAGGGGUGUCGAGCCCCCCUCCCGACAUCAAGAAUAUCACUAUCAAGAAAAAACAAGAUGAUGAGUCGUGGGAUUGGCUCAACAAUUAGAAUCUGGUAAGAUGUAUUUUAUGGUUAAAAAUAUCUCAACAUCCUAUCGUGCAGUUAUCAUCGAUGGUGGUGACAUAGUAGCAAGAAUAGAAUAAAUUAAUUUAGUAAGUCAUAAUUUCUCUAUAUUUUGGUACAAAAAUUUGAUUGUUUAAAAUGACUUAAAUUUUAUAUUUUUUUAAUUACAAGUACUUCGAUUAUCAUGUGCUUUAGAAUGUUUAAAAUUUAGUGUACUGAUAAUACAAAUGUUGGAUUUUACGAGCCUUCUAUAGGAUAUAUUUCAAAAGGCCAACUGAGAUGUUUUUAUUAUAUAUAAGACUAGCGCCCGACCGCGGCUUCGUUUGUAAGAUUUCAGCUUUCUAGGUCUAAGGGUUUAGGCUGGAUUUCGAUGAAUCAGUCAGUGAGUUAGGACUUCUCUUUUUGCGUAUUUAAUCAAAAAUAUGCAACAUUAUGUGUUUGUGCCCAUCGUAUAUAUUAAUGCGUAGCAUCUAAUAUAUCCGAUUCGGGAUUUGUAAAUUGUAUUAAAUGCCUUUUACAUUAUCCACAAAAAAUAAAAUCAGAUCGAAUAAUAUUAGCAUGCUGUUAUUCCUAAUUAAUUUUAUUUAUAUUUGACAUUUUAUUAUAUUGUAACAACUGAAACCCUUAAAAGUGCUUCUAAUAAAUUGUAAAUCGGUUUGAUUGUAGUGUUCCCCAUCUACUACUCAAUGAAAGAUAGGUGCAAUAAAUUUAUUUAAGGGUUUCAUUUGAUUAAUCUAUGUACAUACAAAAAUAAUCUGUUACUAACUUAAUUUUUAACUAUAGCUGGUCGAUAAGACAAAUCUGCGUCAAUCAAUGUUAUAGUCUUAAUUUAUGGCAAUAUUACUGCAACAAAGCAUUUUAGCUAAUAAUGAGAGAGUAUUGGCCAAUGAGGGGUGAUCGUGAUCGUGUCCUGUGUGAUGUGACACACGAAACUAUCAAACUGCGACGAUAGGCCCCAGGAUUUGAAACAAUUUGACACUAAAGUAUAGUUCGCGACAGGUCGACAUGGCUAGCGGGGUAUGAGGCGAGUCGUACGGGGAAAGAUACUUCGCACGCCAGCACAGCGCCCGAGCUAUCCUGAUCCUAGUGCUGCAUGAGUUCGCGUCGAUAGCGUUUAUUGAUAAUUACGUUGUUACUUGCAGUUUUGUGUAUUGGAAAUGAAAUUCUGUUGCCUAUUCCACGUCACGUAUAAAAAACCACCCAAAUCCGAAUCAAAAUCAGUAGUUUUAAAACUUGAAUGAGGUAAAACUGGACGCAUUCGUAUCCAUCCAUAAACACUUUGAUAGACAAGAUGUCAAUUACUUGCGCUCACUUCCCUUCCGAUUCACCGUUUCACAACAAAUGUCUAUAAUGUGUCUCUGUAAUUCAUAAUUUAUUCAAAUUAUGUAUCAUAAAUAAUUCCUGAUCUAUAUUAUUGUAUCCAAUCAAGUAAAUAUUUGUGAAGUGCAUUCUCUCCUGCAUUUGAUAAAUCCAAAUACAAGAGUAUCGAUGGCCCGGUAUGUGAAGUCACCUUGCUAGGAAAUUGCCAUGUCUUCCUGUUGCGAACAGUAAAUGUUAACAUACGCUUAACCACUUACUACUCUUAAUGUGAUUUUUAUAUUCCAAUUUGCAGCCUACUUGUCAUUUUUUGGAUGAUAAAUUUUAUUCAUGUUGAUGAAUGAAAAUAUGCUAAUAAUAAUAAAUAAUUAUAUUUACAUUAAAUAAGAAUAUCUUGGUAGCAUUCAUAAGCUUAGUAGGUAGAUUAUUAUUUGGUGAACAAUAAUUAUUAUUAUAAAAAUCAGCCAAGUGCGAGUCGGACUCGCACACGAAGGGUUCCGUGCCAGAAGAACAAGUACAAGAAGUAGCACUUUUUAAAUUUUUAUAGUGUUAUGGUGGCCAUUUUGAAAUUUUUAUCAUUUGUUGUUAUAGCGGCAAUAGAAAUAUACAUUCUGUGAAAAUUUCAACUCUUUACUUAUUGUGGUUCACGAGAUAUAGCCCGCGGACAGAUGGACAGCGAAGGCUUAGUAAAAGGGUCCCGUUGGCAGUCAGCACUCUUCAGGUACGGAAUCCUAAUAAAAAGAUGCUAUGAUUGUAUUAUAUUACUAAGAUUCAAAUUGUAUAUUUCCUUAUGAAUACUGUUAUUACAUUUUAACAGAUUUAUUAUUUGUAUUAAAAUUAUUAUCUACCAGCUCUUAAAUUGUAGAAUAUCUAUAGGUAGCUCAAAACUAACUAGCGCAACAAAGUAUUGACUAGACGCAAUUUUUGAAAUAACUGUUAUUUUAAUAUAUACGUAGUUUAUAAAGUUUCCUGUUAAACCGAAAUUCCUGUUGACGAAAUUUGGUCCUGCCAUAGCUUGCAUUCCGGACAAUCAAACAGAUACCGCAGAAUUUUUGUAAAACCUAAAAUCUGAAUCCACGUGAACUUAGUCGUGGGCUUCAUUUUGGUGAGAUGCUUGCCUAUCAUCCCAGAAAUAGGACAUAGGCUACUUUUUAUUCUGGAGUAUACUAGCUUCCGUUAUAUUUUAAAAACCUAAAUCUAGCGAACAAAGUCGCGUAUAUUUUCUAAUAUUCUGCAACUGAAAUAAAAAAAAAAUACUAAAAAGUUGCCUAAUUUCAUAGUAGGGCAGA
Messenger RNA from Maniola jurtina (meadow brown), 3945 nucleotides. It is a transcript of the gene ArfGAP1, whose product is annotated as ADP-ribosylation factor GTPase-activating protein 1. The transcript has 9 exons. Gene Ontology annotation, cellular component: Golgi membrane. Gene Ontology annotation, molecular function: GTPase activator activity. Gene Ontology annotation, biological process: regulation of ARF protein signal transduction; regulation of endocytosis. NCBI's taxonomy places the organism in Eukaryota, Metazoa, Arthropoda, Insecta, Lepidoptera, Nymphalidae. The coding region runs from base 278 to 1324 and encodes 348 amino acids. The record is from RefSeq and is a predicted model, not a curated record.